This is a messenger RNA of Serpula lacrymans var. lacrymans S7.9, 1014 nucleotides long. RefSeq lists its product as uncharacterized. Lineage: Eukaryota; Fungi; Basidiomycota; Agaricomycetes; Boletales; Serpulaceae. The record is from RefSeq and is a predicted model, not a curated record. The transcript is spliced from 4 exons. Bases 1 to 1014 code for a protein of 337 amino acids.
AUGUCUACCUCCAACUCUACUGGCUUCCCUGUCACCACCUAUUCCGUACCCGGCGAAGCCAACAUGCUAGCCAACAACCGAGUGUCCUUCCCCCAUGGGCAACAACACAACCAAGCCAACGUCUCUGACGCCAUAGAACUAAUGUCAGCCAAAGAUGCCUACAUUUAUUUAUUCUACAAAACAGAAAAACGCUACCCCCACGCAUACCAUGCUCUUUCCUCCAUGCAUACCUUCCUUGCUGUUGACCUCCGAGCAUUCGUGGCUCAACAAUCAGGACUUGAGUAUCUGUCAGGCACUCCGGAUGGAAAAAUGAGUUUUGGAAUCUUUGGAACGACGCUUGAGGAUGAGCUCCUUGAGUGGGCAAAUGGACGCGGCAAAGGCAUAUUUGGAAUUAGGCGGGAGGACCUUGCUAACAGAAGCGCGCACACGGAUAGAGCAAGACAGUUUGCUACCCCCAAGCUCACUUACCACAUCGUCGCCCAACAACCUCCGUCCACCCUGUCAGCAGAAGAAUACAUUCCCACCGUCCCAACCAGCCCAAUCUUGCAAGGGUCGAGCCCCUCCAGUCCCCGUUCCAUUGGGUCGAACCCAAAACCACCGACAUCCCAGUCACCUCCACCUCGACCACAAGAAGUGAUACUCCAGAUCCCUGCCACAAUCAAUGUAGAUGAUGCCGAUAUGAUCAACCAGUUGUAUGCAGGAACAUACGACCUGGGAGAUGACAAUCCCCCCACUCCCCAAUCCGACACUUUGUCUAACACUAGACAAAAAUACCACCAAGAUGUUCACAAUAAUGCUCCCUACUGCCAACGCUGCGGUUGGAGCGAUCAUUGCACAUACUACUGCAAAGCCUAUUACUGCCCCAAUUGUGACCGUCAUGCACCGGGACAUAGUUUCAAUUGGUGUCCUAUUCGUAUGGAAAACAAAGAUAGGGUUCUAAUGGAGGGAUUACAUGGAGACGUCAGCUAUGACGAUAGUUACAACAUGGAUGGUGAAGGCACCAAAUUUUGGUGA